AUGUCAACGUCAAAGUACUUAUUCAAUAUCACCGAAAAAUAUGAUAAACAAUUCAACAUUCAUAUAUACAAAGAUGAAAAUAACAUCCAAUAUAUUAUAUUUGUUAUUGAGAAUAAUACAUAUCGAUUUCUUCUCCCCGAUGCAAAAAAAAUUACAUUAAAAGAAAAACUUCGAGAUAUCAAUGCAUUUCCCCUUUUUAGAAUGCUUAUUCAAUUCAAUUUUCAAGAACUCGCAGAUUCUAAUCAAAAGAAUCGGUUUAAAAACCAAGAUAUUUCCAAGCUCACAGGAAAGAUGUGGAGGUCUUCUAAAGAAUUCAGAGAAGAAUUUAAAAAAUACACAAGCCGGGUAAACCUUCUCCGUCCUAAACCUCAAUAUGAUUUUAAAACUCAGGAUCCUUAUCAAAAACCAAAUAGAGGAAAACGUUCAUACAAACCUUACAAAAAAAGUGGAAAUGAUAUAUCUAUCAUACAACAAUUAACAGGAUCUUCUUCCGAAUUAUUUACCGAAUCGAUUUAUAAUGGUACUCAGUGGCAAAAUGACAAGAAUAACACGGUAAACCAUCCUAAACAGGGUGACAAUAUUGACAACGCAAAAUUACCAGCUAAUAACAAUGUAGCCACCUCCAAUGAUAUCACAUUCAAUCCAUUAGCGUCUUUGAUUUUUCCUGACGCGACGUCACUAGAAGACUGUCCAAUGGCAGAAGAUUUUUAUUAUCUUAUUGGAACUCAUAACGUUGCUGAGCAAUUUAAUCUAGUGCAAUAUGAUAAUAAUUCAUCAACUUUAAAUUUUUAUCAAGAUAAUUCUAUUCUUCCAAAUAACAUCACACCACAUUCCAGCUUUAACAUUCCAGUAAAUUUAGGCACAUAUGGUUUUCGGCAAGAUGGGCAUGACUUUAGCAAUCUAUAUAAUUCAGAUCAAAACUAA
Dentiscutata heterogama is the source of this 924-nucleotide messenger RNA. The record is from the annotation of a GenBank genome assembly. NCBI's taxonomy places the organism in Eukaryota, Fungi, Glomeromycota, Glomeromycetes, Diversisporales, Gigasporaceae.